CGGGCAGCGAUUACGAAUCCACCACCCCUCCCCGUUCUCUCUCUUUCAUAAGAGCUGCAGCAGGAGGAGCUGCAGCAGCGAAGGGAGGCGUGCUCCCCAAGCCAUCUCCCCUUCCUCUCCUCCUUCCUAAAACCCCAGAUCUCCUCCCGUUUCCCUUCUCUUCCAUUCCGAUCUCCCUCACCUCUUCCCCUUGGAUCCCCUCUCCUCCGAUCGAUCCAGAUCGGCCCCGUUAUCAUCCGGAUCGAUCAAAUUUCUCCUCUCUCAUUAUCGAGGUCGUUGGAUCGGGUUCAAGGGGACUCAAUUUUACCUGCAUUGCCACUGAGCGCGGAUCUGGGAAUGGGAUUCGAGUAGUUGGGGUGGUCAUGGCAGCGCAAUCUGGGAAUGCUGUGAUUCCCGAGAAGAUGCAGUUUUCAGUCGUUGGCGGAGGUGGCGGCAGCGAGGUGCAGCCGCACCAGCGGCUGUGGUUCCCCGACGAGAGGGAUGGAUUCAUCUCAUGGAUCCGGGCGGAGUUCGCGGCGGCCAAUGCCAUCAUCGACUCGCUGGUCCACCACCUUCGAACCAUCGGCGAGCCUGGGGAGUACGAUGCCGUGGUUGGGUUCAUCCAGCAGCGGCGCUGCAGCUGGAACCCGGUCCUCCACUUGCAGCAAUACUUCUCAGUUGCCGAGGUUGCAUACGCGCUGCAGCAGGUCGCCUGGAGGAAGCAGCAGAGGCAUUUUGAUCAGACGAAGGUGGGGGGAAAGGAAUUCAAGAAGCCUGCUUUUGGUUACAAGCACAAGUUUGAGAGCGCGAGGGAGAACCGCAGCUCCUCAACUUCUUCUGCAGAGGGGAAGGGGGAGGAUAAUUUAAGAAAAGAAGAAGAUGAUGAGCGGAAGGAUGAAGCCCGAAUUCCAGAAGGAAGGAAUUCAGUAGUUGCAGCAGAGGAGGGGGUGGAAAAGAAUUGUAGUUCCAUGACAGAUUGCAGAAAGAAAAACGGAGAAAAUUUGCUUGGGGAUGAGUGUGUUAAGUUAGAGCCUGCACUCUUAAAUGGUUGCAACACUUUGCAGUCAGAAGAGAAUUGCAAUAGUGUGCUUCUCCAAAGCAGAGAAGGUACAAUGCCAAAUCUAGAUGAGAAACACCAACCUCUUGCAAGCCCCAAAGUUUUUGUUAGUAAUGACAUGUAUGAUGGAAAAACGGUCAAUGUUGUUGAAGGACUUAAGCUGUAUGAAGAAUUAUUUAAUACCACGGAUAUUAUGAAACUUGGUUCAUUGGCAAAUGACUUGAGAGCUGCUGGUAAUCAGGGAGAGUUUCAAGGGCAGACAUUUGUGGUCUCAAAGAGACCUGUGAAAGGGCAUGGAAGGGAAAUGAUUCAACUGGGCUUACCCAUUGCUGAAGGACCUCCAGAGGAUGAAAACACAGCUGGGGUGUCUAGAGACCGGAAGGUGGAGGCAGUUCCUAGCUUGCUGCAAGAUAUUCUUGAUCGUGUUGAGCAACUGCAGGUUUUGACUGUCAAACCUGAUUAUUGCAUUAUUGACUUCUUUAAUGAGGGUGAUCAUUCACAGCCUCACAUGCGGCCACCUUGGUAUGGUAGGCCUGUUUGUACUUUAUUUUUGACAGAAUGUGACAUUGUUUUUGGUCGAGUAGUGGGAGGAGAUCGUGGAGAUUACAAAGGUUCUCUGAAGCUUUCUCUCGCCGCAGGAUCUCUUCUGGUGAUGCAAGGCAAAAGCGCAGAUCUAGCCAAGCAUGCCAUCCCCUCCCUUCGCAAGCAGCGUGUCCUUCUAUCAUUUGGAAAGUCACAGCCCAAGAAGACCUUCACAUCUGAAGGUAUGCGCUUCCCUUCCUCUAGCGCACCUCCUCCUUCACAUUGGGUCACAUCAUCAGGUAGGGCCCCAAGCCUUAUCCGUCACCAGGCAGGCCAUAAGCAUUAUGGAGUGACCCCCACUAGUAGUGCGCUGCCAGCCCCAGCCAUCUGUCCUCAACACUUGCCUCCCAAUGGAAUGCAGCCACUCUUUGUUGCCCCUGUUCCAGUUGCUCCAGCAGCUGUCCACUACCCAGCACCUGUCCCACUGCCACCUGCAUCUGCUGGGUGGACUGUGGCUGCAUCUCCAAGGCACCCAUCCCCUCGACUCCUUGCUCCUGGUACUGGAGUCUUUCUUCCCCCACCUGGGUCAGGCCCGCCUCCAUCAUCACAACAGCUGCCAGUAGUACCAAUUCAUGCAGAAACUAGUUCUCCUCUGGCGACUUGUUUGCAACCUGAGAAUGAGAAUGAUGUGGAGAAACCAAACUGUAAUAGCGGUGCUUCUCCAAGGAAUACAGAUGGAGCAGGACCAAGAAUGAAGUGCAAUGGUAGCUCAAGUAUUAGCGCAGGUGUUGGUGGAAGGGUAAGUAAAGAAGAACUUCAGGCUGUUAGUGCCAAGAAGAAGGUAGGGAACAAGCUGAUUGUUAACACCACAAGCUAGAAAGAGGAGCAUUAGAGAGAUGGAAGCGGGAAAGGACAAGCGCCAAAUUGUUUUCAUAGUACUAGCAUGAAAGGAUAAUCUGAGAAACUGCACUGAGAAACUGCUUGAGUUUGGGGCAAAUGUAAAAAGCGGCACACAAGUUGCCGAGCUACCAUUAUUUUUUUUUAACACUUCUAUAAUUAGUAAGGGAUCUUUUUAUUUUUUGGUAGCGUCUCAGGGUGACUGAAAUAUCAGGAACGAUUUUUUUUCUUUACCCUUUCAUUUUUGCUGCAAUUGCUGUCAAACUUGCCGUCUAUUUUCAGGAACUUCACUCAAGAGUAAGAACAGACUUGAUGAAUAUUUUCAGCACUGUACUUUUCCAGCUUCCCA
Molecule: messenger RNA, 2804 nt
Organism: Elaeis guineensis (African oil palm)
Lineage: Eukaryota; Viridiplantae; Streptophyta; Magnoliopsida; Arecales; Arecaceae
Product: RNA demethylase ALKBH10B
Biological process (GO): mRNA catabolic process
Molecular function (GO): mRNA binding; demethylase activity
Source: RefSeq, a predicted model, not a curated record